AUGGCAGAGCUAGCUACAGGACAUAAGCUCAAUGUUGGGCCCCAGGAAUCGAAAGAAAACACCAUUAUUGUUGGAACUGACAAGAAGGAUCCACAGAAGGAAGAUGUUUCGGACGCGGGUUCAAUGAGUACCAAAAAUCCCAUUUCCGCACCACAAGCCUCACAGAAUGAGGACAAAAAUGAACAAAUUUCACCCUCUAAUGAACAGUCUCCUGAUCCUGCCAAAACACCUUUCUAUUGUUCAGUCAAAGGGAAAAGCCAUGGCGCCUUACUAGAGUGGGGAAUGACCAGCUGCCCAGCAUGCGACAUCAAUCUGUCGCAAAGUGAUCCCACUAGCCAACAAUCACCUUUUCUACCAGAGACAACACGCAGCAAAAGUGAAUAUCCCAAAGAUAAUAUAAGGACAGCCAUAUUGAGUACAAAGUCAAAUAUCUGGAUAUCGUGGGAGAAUCACUUGGUAUGGAUCCCUGAGAUGGUCCCUUUGACCUCGAAGCAGCCGAAGCAAAAGCAAGCGGGACAUCCAUCGAAGCUACUACACCAAUAUUGGAAGUUCGGUCUCUUCUCCAGACUGAUAUUUCCGAUGACAAUCCUAGAAAUUCGCUGAACGGGGGCCUGGGUUCUUCCAAUCGCAACAUUAUUGGGAAUAAGGACUUUGAUGUCGAACAUGUAGGGACUGCGAUAAAGAUUUACUCUCGACCAUUCAUUCACGCCCUUCAGAAGUUGAUCUCAUAUUGGCCGGAUACAAGUCUUGUGGCAAACUCAGUUGAAAUCAUGGAACCGUAUGCGAUUCUCAUCCAUCAUUUGGAUGCACUUGAAGCAUACAAGAUGACAUAUUCCGAAGCAACAGGCCGAGAGAAAUACAGAGACCACCCAAUUCACAAGAGGACGGAUAUCGAGUCUUGUAAUAGAGAAACCUUUGAGCACAUUAACAUCAUCAAAGGAUACCUUCAACCAUACCAAAAGGACUCUAUUCGAGAGGAGAGAAAGCUUCACCAGCAAACACCCGCGGUUGCUACAUAUGCCAUGCUUUGGCUGUUGUUGAAACCUGGGAUAACCGUCUAUGCCCAGCUUGAUGGCAGCACCGCCGCCUUUGUUGUAUCAGAAGUGAAGUGCAAACCGAGUGUGUUGAGAAAACGUGGGGCUUAUCACGUUAAACUCUGGUAUCUCGAUUUUGAUGGUAGACAUGUUGGUCGCCGAGAACACAAUGCCAUCAUUUAUCCCUUCGAUGGUAGCAGAGACAUCACCUCUUUGACUGUUUAUCCAUGCGAGUAUCACGACAACAGUGAUGGUGGUGCGUUGCGCACGAAGCUCGAAGACAGAGGCGAAAUCUUUUUCAGCAUGCUCUCCGGGGCUCAAAUGGAAUAUUAUGGAGAAUCGUUGGGAGACAAGAUUCAGUGGGUAAGCUAAAAAAAACUUUACCCUUCGGAAAGAUCCCUUGAAAUCAAAUCUAGAAACUAAUGUCAGUUUGUGUAAGUACGAGGGCCGUGUUAUGAUCGACAAUACAUCGUACUAUGACUAUUUUACCGCAGAUGAUCAGGCGCGUUACUUCAAGGAACACUCCGGUCCGAAGAGAGGGGAACGCGGCCAUAAGGAAUACGUCUUCAAUCUUUUGCACAGGCCUGUACUUGGGGAGCUGCAAGACUCGGAAGAUGUUCAACGAUGUGGCUGUAUUGAUUGCAAAGAAAAUCCGCAGAGAAAUAGAAAUUCAAGCUUCCUGUGGUCAAAAUACGACAACAUCGAUCCUAAGAUCUCCAAAACCUUGAACUUGGAAGACCCAUCUACAGGCAAAAUAUCCAGACAUCGAUACCUACUUUGUCCCAAGCGAAUUAUGGGGUUCAAUCUCAAAGCUCGGACAUGGGGUACGUUAAUCGUACACUACUUAAAAUUUUAUUUUACACUACUAAAAAACCUGGAAAUAGACCCUCUGAACGUGGAAUGCUGCUCCGACCCAAAAAUAAAAAACAGGGCUAUUGACAAUCUAGUUAUGCCUCCAGACAGGCUCACGCUAAUUAAGGCUCUAGUCAAAAAAUACACCGACAAUGAUUCCUUGACAGGCAAAGGAGUAAUACGGCCAUGGACGGCAGACUUUAUACAAAACAAGGGCGAGGGACAACUCUUUCUAUUGCACGGAAGCCCUGGCGUAGGAAAAACAUAUGUUAGCUUAGUCUAAGUUCCCAAAUCGCGCAUUUGCUAAAGUAUAGACAAGACAGCUGGUCAGUUCCAGGGUCCAUAGGCUCCUUGCUUCAUCAUCAAAACUGACAUGCAUUCUAGAAUGUAUCAGCGAGUCGACUGGACGCCCCCUGCUUUCAUUGACAGUUAGAAACAUUGGCACGAAUGAAGCGUUGAUGGAACAGAAUCUUUCAAAAUGGUUCCGCUUGGCAGAGAAUUGGGGAGCGGUGAUGCUCGUUGAUGAAGUCGACAUAUUUCUCGAGAAACGAGUGAUCACGGAUAUUCAUAGGAAUAGUCUGGUAUCAAGUAAAUAAAUGCACUACCCGCGCGAAAGACUUUUGUGACUACAACUAACAAGGAACCAACAGUAUUUUUGAGAGCCGUUGAGUACUACAGAGGGAUUCUGUUUCUGACAACAAAUCGAGUUGGUCAUUUCGAUGAUGCUUUCAUUUCAAGAAUCCAUGUUGUAAUUCAUUACGAGAAGUUCAACGACGAAUAUCGGCAAAGAGUCUGGACCCAAUUCUUCAACAAGCUAGAGUCAGAGAGAAAGAAGGAGAUUGCAAUCAGCAGCAGCGCGAAAAAAUAUGUUCUCAAUGACCCAGACAUGCGACGUAUUCCAUGGAAUGGACGGGAGAUUCGCAAUGGUAAGUUCUAAGUCCCAAAGUUUGAACCUCAAGCAAGAGGUUGCUGACUCGAAACGAUAGAGCUUUCCAAACUGCAGUCGCAUUGGCCGAAUAUCGCUUUGCAGAGUCGGAGGAUAAGGAGUAAGGAGAUAGAGCUUUGUUGGAGAGAAUAGAUUUUGAGAAAGUAUGCGAGAUGACCGGCUCCUUCAAGAACUAUUUGACAUCGGUUUCUGCUAGUGCGGAUGAAAGCGGGCGGGCAAAAGGAGAAGGCGCUCGUGACGACAACUACAAAGAGCACUAGAAUUUAGCCACAUAGGGACGAAAGAGGCCUUCUGAUAGAUGGACCAGAGAAGAGGCACUAAAUAGGCUGGGCUUCAAGAUCGCUUCUAGGAUAAUCUCGUUUGGAGGUAUAAUUUCAACAAUGGAGUUAUUUGCUGUUAUUUCCAGUGUUUGUUAAGCAGGGAAAUUGCCAUAUACACGAUUACUUGAGAU
Molecule: messenger RNA, 3283 nt
Organism: Hymenoscyphus albidus
Lineage: Eukaryota; Fungi; Ascomycota; Leotiomycetes; Helotiales; Helotiaceae
Source: the annotation of a GenBank genome assembly